AUGCUCCGGCGCGCCCUCGCCAUCCACCCUCUCUUCAAACAACCACUAAUGACCUCACCACCACGACCAAAAGCCGAAUCCCCCAAACCACUCUUCAGCGGCAACAUAAGACCAAGUCUCCAAACCUUCACCGAAGAAGCCGCAAUUCCAUCCGCCCACAGUCGCAUCCUCCCCGCCAUAAAACACGAUCACCUCGAACUGGAAGCCCACAGUAACAAAAUCCUCUCCUCAACAGACCCAGACGAACAAACCCGCUUUCAAAACCAAUUUACCUGGGAAUUAUCCCGCCAUCUAAUCGGCGAGGGACUUGUCGUCUAUCCAGCCCUGAUUGACUCUCUCCCAGACGGCCAGGGAAUAGCAGAUAAAAACAGACUCGAGCACCAUGGUGUUAAGCACCAGUUGAAAUCGUUUCAGGGUCUUUCAUCUACGGAUCCGAGGUUCUUGCCGACGCUUGAGGGACUCAUGCGGGAUUUGGGGAUUCAUGCGAGACAAUGA
Penicillium crustosum is the source of this 495-nucleotide messenger RNA. Its product is annotated as HHE domain protein. NCBI's taxonomy places the organism in Eukaryota, Fungi, Ascomycota, Eurotiomycetes, Eurotiales, Aspergillaceae. The record is from RefSeq and is a predicted model, not a curated record. The coding region runs from base 1 to 495 and encodes 164 amino acids. The transcript has a single exon.